Messenger RNA from Sparassis crispa, 1857 nucleotides. RefSeq lists its product as hypothetical. NCBI's taxonomy places the organism in Eukaryota, Fungi, Basidiomycota, Agaricomycetes, Polyporales, Sparassidaceae. The coding region runs from base 1 to 1857 and encodes 618 amino acids. The record is from RefSeq and is a predicted model, not a curated record. The transcript is spliced from 4 exons.
AUGGCUCAACCCUUCGAUGCCUGCAUUAUUGCUGAAUACGAUGUGUGCAAUGCCAUAGCAAAUGUGAAUCAUCAUUUUGCAAAGGCUGAUGAGUCCGGAGGAGAUGAGGUGCAGAAGGCGUGGAUCGGUGAGCUGUCCCACCUAGUGGUCCUCACCGCCUUCGGGGAGUCAGAUUUUGAUCCGAGGGAGGUCAACAAGAUAUGCACGACCUUCGUCGACGUCGUCUUGUAUGCGCGCAUGCAAUCAUUCACCAGUCUGCAUCUUCUGGACCCAUCCCAAGAGGAGGCCGAUGCUGUGAUGACCCGGCUGGCACUGGGCCAGGACUUCUUCGCUGCGCUCAAAUGUCGUGCGGCCCAGCCUGCAUUGAUUCACGAUCCCGGAUGCGAGGCAUGCCAGGAAACUGAGGCGACUGCUCUCCUCAACAAGCUUCGUGGCACUCCCGCCCCUGCUGGUGGUGCUGAUGACCUCACCGUUCAUGUCAAUGGCUUCGAGACUGUGCUCUAUUUCAUCCGAGAAAGGCAGGGUCGGGUCGCCACGGAUGUUAUCACUGUCGCGAAUGCGCUGCAUCAGGCUGGAGUGACGAUCCUGGCUUUGGGUGUGGAGGAACACGACUCCAAUGUGGAUAGUGUGCCCGGGGGUGAAGCUGAAGAUGAUGACGGGGACGCGAAGGGAUCGGAAGUCCCCCUCACUCUGGAUGGACGCGCUGAUAUCCGGGACGUGUUGGCAGCAUACGACUCCCUCAUGGCACCCGCGCCGGCCUCAUCAACCUCGAAGAAACAGGGAAAGGCGAAGAACUGCCCACGACUGCCCCUCCCAUCUGGUGCCAAGGUUCCGACUUUGGGCAUGCACAGUAAGCCCACAAUCAUGUCACCCAUUCCUCAACCUGCCCUUAUGGGGUCCACUCCAUGCACCGUACUGCCUACAUUGAACCUCGAGAUGGGCAGUGCUCAUCUGAUCGAUCGCGCAUCUGGCAUUCAGUACAUGCCUGACAUCGCUACAAUCACUGGUGGGCCGUCCUUGCAGAGUCGCCAACCAUCUCCACUACCGAUCGGAUCGAUCGCGGGAGAUGAGUGUCCGGUGAAGCGUCGUGCUGCCUCCCCACAGCUGGAUCCCAUGGUGAUCGAUGACCUGCUGACAAUUCACACCGCGGCGUCGGCCAUGCCUCCCCCACCACUUCAGAUGAGUGCACCCUCACACUCCCAAGCUGUCACUGCAGGUUUGAUGGAUGAGCCGUAUGCCCGCCCCUCUCCUUGUGUCACGGCUGCACUUCCCAGGCGCUCAUCCGAUCAUUCCCUUAGUCGACAGGCUUCCGCGCGGUCCCUUCACAUCGCGUCAUCCCCAAUUGAGCGCAGUGGGUCCCAAGGUAGCUAUGGCAGUCUGAUGCUCCCAGCCAUAUCUCUUGAUGAUUCGCCCUGCCCUCCAGCUUUUCACUCUCACUUUGCCGACAUUCUCCCCACGAGCUUCCAGUCCAUGCAACCGGGCGAGCAGAUCGCGAUGCUGGAAGUGGCACUCCAUCGCAGCUGGCAGUGCACGUGUGCACUUGAGGACAGCCAGCAUGUUAUGCGCUCCCAGCUGGAUGCCAUCAUGGGUGCCCUCGGGGGCAAUCCCAUCGCGUUCGCCACCCAGUUUGGGGUGUAUGCCACUCGUGUCAAUGCGAUCCUGUCUAAGCAGCGCGAGCUGAGCCAGAGUUUGGCCGAGUUGGAGGAACGUGUCAGCGGGCUGGAGGGUUCAGAUGCAGAGUUCCCCUCGGAGAAGGAAGAUGAGGUCAUCCAUAGCAUCUCCACAGGUGCCUUCGACCCCAGUAUGGAUUCACGUAGCGGUGGGGACGAAGGGCUCAAUUUUGACGAGGAGAAUUAG